Molecule: messenger RNA, 5831 nt
Organism: Physella acuta
Lineage: Eukaryota; Metazoa; Mollusca; Gastropoda; Physidae
Product: cytosolic purine 5'-nucleotidase-like
Molecular function (GO): 5'-nucleotidase activity
Source: RefSeq, a predicted model, not a curated record
UUUAAACAGCUGUUUGUUUUCGUGACGGAAAAGUGGGUCACUGUAACUGUAAAUAAAUAUUAACAACAAAGCCUUUCAAUUUUGCAACCUUUCACAUUUCAAUACCAUCAUUCGUUGCUUAAGUGGUAAUCUAUCGUUUUAGAUUAGGAAGUUAAAAUGUCCACUGGUGAACCUGUAGACUCAACUGUGAUGGCCAAUGGACAUGGAAGUAACGGCAUGUUUCAGAACCUGAAAGUUUUUAAACGGGAUCCACAGCACAGAAUUUUUGUCAACCGUGGUUUGCACCUGGAUAAAAUAAAAUUCUAUGGCUUUGAUAUGGACUAUACACUUGCAGUUUACAAGUCACCAGUUUACGAAGCCAUGGGCUUUAACCUCCUCAAAACAAGACUUAUAGACAUUGGGUAUCCUCAAGAAAUUGAUCAGUUUGAAUAUGAUCCAUCAUUUCCUGUAAGGGGAUUGUGGUUUGAUAAAACAUAUGGAAACUUGUUGAAAGUCGACUCACAUGGCAACAUUUUGGUUUGUGUUCAUGGGUUCCAGUUCCUUAAACCUCAUGAAGUGUCAGAGCUGUACCCUAAUAAAUAUAUACAACUAGAUGACAACAGGCUCUAUGUCCUCAAUACUCUCUUCAACAUCCCAGAGACUUACAUGCUGGCUUGUAUCAUCAACUUUUUUGCCAGCAAUAAACAAUAUACCAAAACUAAAACAGGAGUCACUUAUGGAAAUGUCCACAUGUCUUAUAAAUCAAUUUUUCAAGAUGUCCGCGGUGCCUUGGACUGGUUACACAAUCAUGGUGAUUUGAAAGCUUGUACCAUGGCCAAUCUGGACAAAUAUGUCCAUAAGGAUGAGAGACUCCCUAUUUUGCUAGACAGAAUUCGUCACAUUGGAGCUAAAGCUGUACUGAUCACAAACAGUGGCUAUGAAUACACUAAUAGAAUUAUGACCUAUCUCUUAGAUUAUCCUAAAAAUGGUGGUCGUCACUGGACAUCCUACUGGGACUGUGUUGUGGUUGAUGCCAUGAAACCCUUGUUUUUUGAAGAUGGAACCAUCUUAAGAAGGGUGGACACUACAACUGGUGCUCUGAGCCUUGGUCAUCACUUAGGACCAAUCAAAAGUGGAGAAAUCUAUUCAGGAGGAUCCUGUGAAGUGAUCUCACACCUAAUGGGGGCUAAAGGCAGUGAUGUUCUCUAUGUGGGAGACCACAUUUUUGGUGACAUUCUCAAGUCGAAGAAAAUCCGAGGCUGGCGCACAUUUCUGAUCAUCCCUGAGCUGACAACAGAGCUGCAAGUCUGGACUGACAAGAAACAGCUCUUUGACAACUUGACCAAGAUUGAAAUAGCUCUAUCAGAUAUUUAUAGGCAUUUAGAUAGCAGCACUUCUGAGAGACCAGAUACCUCCCAGAUAAACCAUAACCUAAGGGCUGUCAUUCAUGAGUUGGAUAUGUCCUAUGGAAUGUUGGGAAGCCUUUUUAGGAGUGGCUCAAGGCAGACAUUCUUUGCUUCCCAAGUACGCAGAUAUGCAGACAUCUAUGCAGCGUCUAUCCUCAACCUUCUGCAUUAUCCCUUCUGCUACAUGUUCAGGGCACCUGCUAUGCUGAUGCCACAUGAAGCAACAGUCGACCAUUAUUCACACCAUGAGCUUGAACCUCAAGUCAUUGUGAAUCGCAGCCGAUCAUCAACUGACGCUGGUUUUGAAAUCCAAACACCAAAGCGAACAAGAGAUGUAGUGACUAAUCAUCAACAGCAGUGGGCGGAGCCACCUCGCAAAGUGGUGCACAUCCACGAUGACGGUGACUCAGAUGAAGACCUUUCUGAGAGCCCUAAAAGUGUCACCAACGCCAGCCCAAACGCUGAUGAGAAGGAGCAACCAGUUCUUGAAGUCUAAACCCAGUCAGACAAUUGGGCAUUGGCGUGAAGUUUCCAAAGAUGAUUGAAAACUUAUUUCAACAAUUAUAGCUUGGUACUUUUACCUACAAUAGAAAAGUUGUAACCGAUACCAAGCAAAUUAUGUAGUACCGAAACUUAAGGUUUGAUAAGUAACCACAUUUUUAACUGUACAUAUAUAAACUGUGUUUGCUAAUGAGUAAUAGAGUUAGAUUAAUCAUCUGCCUUGUAAUAAUAUUUUUAUAAAAAUAUUUGGAGUGUCCUAAAGAUACAUUUUUAGAUGAUAAUUUAUGUAUUGAUGUUUUUAAACAAAUGCAAACCACCAUGAUACAUUUAUAAAAAAAAACAUAAUCAACUUUUUCAAUGGUUUACCCUUCCAGUAAUUAUAGAGCAAUAAUUCGGAAUUCAAUCUUUAAAUAAAUUUAAAUAAGCAGUGUAAUGAAAGAAUAAGAAAUUAGCUUAUUCAUGAUGUGAAUUAAGUUCAGUUUGAUAUUUUAUAAUUGAAGCUAUACUAAAUCUGCUGAUAAAAAAGUUUUCCAGAUUCACUCAAAUGUAUUCAAUUAUAAAUUUUCAUUUUAAAUAAUGUAACAUCGCAUUGAAGCUUAUUGACAAUGGCAUUAUUAUAAAUAUUCAGAUUAAAUCCAAGUAGUUACUGUUGUUAAUACUAUUAGCAUCACUGGAUAUUAGUUGUUGCAAUUAAAAGAAAACUGCUUUAUAGAGCUCAUCUCUAGUGCUGAGUUCCACAUUUUUAUUGCAAUGUUUGUUACAUUUUAUUCUGCUUGUUUGGUUAUGGAAAUCUUUUAACUUUUGGUUACUUUUAUCAGUUAGUGGUGUUUUUAUUUCAUAUUUAUUACUAUUUUAUUUCAUAAAAUCAUAAAAUUAAUGGGCAUUUUUUGGGAAAGAAUUGAAAUAAUAUAUUGUUUUCUAGUCCUCACGAUAUGUUUAUUGCACUUUGAGCUUUGUAUAAGAUGUUUUUUGUUAAAACACCCUGCAUUUUUUUAUUCUACUACUUAUACCAAUAGCCUUUUACCUGCCCAGUUUUUUCCUCUCUCAAGGAUCUGAAUACGUGGCAUUUUGUGCUUUAUCAACCAGCAAAAGGAUCUUACAGAUAAACAUUUUAUCUUUACAUGGUUUGGCAUUGGAUUUUAUGUUGUAUUAUAUUUACUUUUAACUGGUAGUUAAAGUGACAGGAGAUUUAUUUUGUUAUUAUUAAACUGUCAAGUUGAUUAAUUAAAUUAUUUUAGUUCGGUGAUUUUUUAACUGGUUUUCUUUUUCUACAUUUUAGUUUUUAAACAGAUCAACAACAAAAAAUGUAUUUAAAUUUAAUUAAAACUUGAUUGCCAUAAAAAUUUGAAAAAAUAAAUUUAUUAAAAAGUUUUUGGACAAGAAGCCUACUAGUACUAUUGUCAAAUGAGAGAAUUUUUUAAAUUUUUAUUUUAAAGCCUAAGCAAUAAUAUUUUCCUUUCAUGUUUUCUCAAAGAAUUUUUAUUUAUCAAAAGUGAAUGAUAACGAGAAUGAUAAUACAGCCAAGAUUAUAUUAUUUAUUGCCAAUUGAUAAUAAGCAUAAUUUUAGAUUUUUGCACCUUUUACAAUCCACAAAUAUUACCUUGUGGCCAAAGUAUUUAUUGAAUUCCCACUGAAUAUUUUAACUUUCUUGUGAUUUUUUUUUUCUUUUGACUUUUUUCUUUGACUUUUUUUUAACUUAGCUGGCAUUCAACGAUUUUCAUGCUGAACGCUUGUGUGUAUUUCAUUUUGUUUUGCAGAGAUAAACAAAUAAUUCUUACAGUGAUAAAAUUUAAAUCUUUACUGAUGUUCAGAUUAUUUUUUAAAACAAGUUUUUCUUAACAACUUAAUCAAAUGUAGUCACAUUUUUAUAUCACCUACUUUCCGUUGAGCAUUUAGUACUUGCACCCAUUAACCUACUGGUGGUAAAUUUUGUUUGUUAUUUGUUUCAUACUUUUAAUUUGCUUUGACAGUUUUUAAACUUGUUUUGAAUAAAAAUUACCACAGGGUCUCUUAUUGUCUCACCCUGUACUUAAUAAAAAUGUAGAUAGUUUGUACUUUGUUUUUUAUCAACCUUGAUAUAAAAGUAAAUAACACAAUUCAUUGUGGAAUGUGUGUUGUUUGAGUGUUGUGUUGGCCCAUGAUUAAUCUGCUUUUAUAUGUUAAUCUCAUAUUUAUUUGUACGACAGUCUAAUAAUCAGAGUGUUUAUUUAAAUUUAAAAAUGUUUAUGAGUUAUAUGUUUUGAAGUUUUAAUCCUCAAGCAUAAUACGAGUGUCAAGUCAGUUUACAUUUUUUAAGGCUCUUCCUAAAUGUAUAACCAUAUAUUACCAUGAAUCUGAGUGCUAAAUCAAACAGAAAACUGCGAGUUAUAACUUUUUUUAUUUCUGAAAAGAAAAAGUAAAAUGAUAAUCGUGUUGCUGCUCUGUUUAAGACUUGAAAAUCAAUAUUUUUUAUUUUUAACAGUUAAGUUUACAGAAUAAAAGAUGAUCUUGUGAUUUCUCAAAUUUUUUGUGAUAUUUUAUUUGGUGAAUAUUUUUUCUGCAUUACUCUACAGUCUUUGGUUUUACAGUUGUGCAAUCCAGUUAACAAAUUUUGUUUCCAAAUAUAAAUUUAUGUUUUGUACUUUUUUCUCUCUCUCUCUCUCUCUCUCUCUCUCUCGCUGAAUUAACCUACAAUUAACCUAUUAACUUACAAAUCAUUCAUUAAUAUGUCUGCCCAACAUAUUCGGAAGCUCUUUCUAUUUAAAAAUUAUGCUUACUUGAGAAACUAGCAAUAACAUGAAAAACAAAAUAUUGCAUUUAAUUAAUAAUAUCUUACAAGAUAACAAAAAUGUAUUAAGUCAAAAGUUAUGAUUCAUUCUAAAGUUAUUUAACUAGAUCUACCUCAUUGUUUUGUGAUUUUUAAGUCAUGUAGAAGAAAAAUCACUGUAGAGCUAUUAAAAUUUCAUGACAUAACAAACAGAUUUAUUUAGGAAUUAACAAGAAGACAGAAAAAAAUUUAUUUAAAGACAAUAGGCCUAUAUUGUUAUUUUUAAUACAAGUAUUACUUUGAUAUAAUAAAAGUGAGCCACUCUAUGUACUUGAUAAAACUUUCCUUAAUUAUUUUACUUUUUCUUUUGAAAUGAAUCUUUGAUUGAAAAAAAACAAAAAUAGUGUAAUGGAGAAUCAGAAAAAAAAUCUUUAUUGUCACUAAUAACUAGACUACCCCCCUCCCACUGAUGUCUUAAUAUACCCAAUUUAAGUUUUAACCUCUAUCAUUUGCAAGACUUUGCCACUGUAGUUUACAUAUGUUGCACAUUUCCCCUACAUGAUUGGUUGAUAUAAGCAAAUAUUUGAAAAUAUUUGUCAUUCAACUGUGUAUAUUGAGUGCAGAUGUUAAAACUAAUUAAUUUGUUUUAGAAGGCAGUUUUGAUUGAGAACAAAACAAGAAAAAAUAUAUUUUAAUAAGAAGCUGGUUUAUUUUUUAAUCAAUUUUUUUUGCAAAAUGUUUAGAUAAAAUAAUUCAGAAACAUCAUAUUUUUGUACUUAUUUUAAUUGGUUUUAAUUCACUUCUUUAUUGAAUAUGUCUAGCAACAAUGGCUUAAAUUGAAACAGUAUGAUUUAUGGCUUGUUAACAACUUUUCUUACUGUGUAACAUCUCAUAAGGGAAAUAACUCUGCUUCAUUAAAAGAUAAGUCCAACAAUAAAUUCUUUUAAUGUGAACAUUUUAAAUACUAUUAGUGUUGUUUGUAGGGAAAUCCUCCAUCUUAUAGAUGCAUAUCAAUCUCACUUUUUAUGCAAUUUGUGUAGAGCAUUGUUUUAACACCACAAUAUUGUUUUUAGUAUCUCUAACUAAGCUCCAUUUGUACAAUUUUUUGUACAGUAGUAUUUUCAAAUGAUUGGUCAAACCAUGUAUAGAAAUAAUGAUCAUCAAUAAACAGCUAUUUACCUGCUUGUUUUGUUUUAUCA